Messenger RNA from Adineta steineri, 1077 nucleotides. The record is from the annotation of a GenBank genome assembly. Lineage: Eukaryota; Metazoa; Rotifera; Eurotatoria; Adinetida; Adinetidae.
AUGGAAUUUUUAGCAUGUAGAGGAAUAUUUAUUAAGAAUAGCUCUGUGAGAAAAUCAGAUAUGGAUGAUGAUUCGACAUCUCAGAUUUCACUUAAUAUUUUUUAAUCACCUACCACAUCAACUUCAACAACAACAUCAACAACAACAUCAACAUCAACAUCAACAACAACAACAACGUCAGAGCCGAAAUUCAGCAAAUGGAAACCAGAUGGCAUCACUGUGGCUGGUGGGAAUGGAGAAGGACAAGAAUUAAAUCAACUCCAAGGCCCUAUUGGAAUCUUUAUUGAUAAAAAUAAAAAUAUUUUCAUUGCUGAUACUCGGAAUCAUCGUAUUGUUGAAUGGAAAUACAAUGCAAAGGAAGGACAAAUUAUUGCAGGUGGAAAUGGGCCAGGAAAUCGAAUAGAGCAAUUGGAUCAGCCGACAAAUGUGAUUGUUGAUGAACAAAAUCAUUCGAUCAUUAUUGCUGAUUGGGGAAACAGACGAGUGAUUCAAUGGUUGAAUCAAAAUCAACAACUUCUUAUUCACAAUAUUGACUGUUGGGACUUGGCAAUGGAUAAAAAUAGAUUUCUUUAUGUUUCUGAUUGUAUAGAGAAUAAAGUGAGACGAUGGAAUAUGGGAGAAUACAACACAGGAGUUGUAGUGGCAGGUGGAAAUGGACAAGGAGAUCAACUCAACCAACUCUCUUAUCCUAGUUUUAUCUUUGUUGAUGAAGAUCAAUCUGUUUAUGUAUCAAAUUGGAUUAAUCAUCGUGUAAUCAAAUGGAAAAAAGAUGCAAAAGAAGGAACAACUGUGGCUGGAGGAAAUAGUAUGGGAGAAAAACUUAAUCGAUUGUAUCUUCCUCAAGGAGUAAUUGUUGAUGAUUUGGGUCAAAUCUAUGUGGCAGAUGAAGAGAAUCAUCGAAUAACGCGUUGGUGUGAAGGAAAAGAAGAAGGUGAAAUUGUUGUUGGUGGAAAUGGUGAAGGAAAUCAAUCAAAUCAAUUGAAUUAUCCCAUGGGUUUAUCUUUUGAUGAUGAAGGAAAUCUUUAUGUUGCUGAUCAAAUGAAUCAUCGAAUUCAAAAAUUUGAAAUAAUUUUGUGA